Trematosphaeria pertusa is the source of this 822-nucleotide messenger RNA. RefSeq lists its product as uncharacterized. Lineage: Eukaryota; Fungi; Ascomycota; Dothideomycetes; Pleosporales; Trematosphaeriaceae. Bases 1 to 822 code for a protein of 273 amino acids. The record is from RefSeq and is a predicted model, not a curated record. The transcript has a single exon. Gene Ontology annotation, molecular function: hydrolase activity.
AUGAAGCAGCACACAAGCUUUCUCGUACUAUCGGACACCCACGAUCGGUGGCCGUACUCGGUCAGCGACCCAGCUCCCCAUGCUGAUGUGUUUCUUCACUGUGGAGAUUUGACACAAGUUGGCGGUUUGCCGAGUUUCAAGCGCGCAAUCGAGAAUAUCAAAUCGGUCGAUGCUGAGCUCAAGUUGGUGAUCGCCGGUAACCACGACUUAGAGCUUGAUGAGAAAUGGGUGCGCGAGAAUGCCGAGGGCAAGGAAGAACUUGAGGAGAGCAGAAGAUGCGUGGACUUGUUUAAGGGGCUGAAGGCAUAUGGGAUAUACUAUCUCGAGGAAGGCACCCACCGCUUCACAUUGGUGUCCGGAAAAAGUUUCACGAUAUACGUAUCGCCGUUCACUCCGGAGUUCAAUGGCUACGCGUUCGCAUAUGGCGCCGAGGAUCGCUUCAACAACGGCUGCGAACCAAUUCCCGUCCAAGCGGACAUCGUCAUGACGCAUGGACCCCCGCUUAUCCUCGAAGACCCAUCUUACAGGCUUGACGUCAAAAAGCAAGGCAUGCACUGUGGGUGCGAAAAGCUCGCCAGGGCUAUAGAACGCGUGAAGCCAAGAUUGCACUGCUUCGGCCAUAUCCACGAAGGCAGAGGAGCUGCGAGAGUGACAUGGGGUUCCGAGAACGCGAUGCCACGCAUUGAAGCACUUGGUAGUAGAAGUUCAUUACGGGUUCGUGAUCUUGACGCGACCUGCGACCAGGAAACUCUACUGGUGAAUGCUGCGAUGAACGAAGGACUGGGAAAGGGUUGGUUGGUGGAGAUGGACUUGGAUUGCUGA